AUGGCUGACGAGGGCGCAUCACCCCGCGAGCUGGUCGUGGAGGCCUGCCGCCGGGAUCAACCCCACCUAAUUGAGCAAGUACUGAACGAAAUGGAAGAGAAAUCAAACGAGCAAGUGGCACACUUCUUCAACGAGUUGACAGACUCCAUGGGAAAUCACGCAUUGCACAUCUGUGCCCAGUACGGCAGCUAUGAUACCAUGGACGCCCUGUUUGACAUUCAAUUCUUCGAGUGUGACCCGUUGACCCGGCUGGACAAGGACACGCCUUUGCAUAUCGCAGUGCGGUACGCCAACGAUAAAGACGCAGAACUGGGUGAGGCCAUGAUCAAGAUGAUGUGUGAGGCUGGUUGUGACCCUCGAGUGCGGAAUAAGCAUGGCCAGAAGCCUGCCGAGCUGGUCUUCAACAAUAACGAGAUUAAGAAGACCCUUCAACAAACCGAGUAUAUUAUGGCUGAGGGUAUUCAAAAUACCGGCAAUGGAGCUGACUCGGAUGGUGGAGAGGCCAGUGAUAGCGAUUAA
This is a messenger RNA of Penicillium hordei, 519 nucleotides long. RefSeq names its product ankyrin repeat-containing protein ANK1. The transcript is spliced from 3 exons. Gene Ontology annotation, molecular function: protein binding. The record is from RefSeq and is a predicted model, not a curated record. Lineage: Eukaryota; Fungi; Ascomycota; Eurotiomycetes; Eurotiales; Aspergillaceae. Bases 1 to 519 code for a protein of 172 amino acids.